CGAAUAUAAGAAGAUAAAAGCAUGAGAAGAUGAUGAUAGAUAGACAUGAGCAAAUCUCACGGAUGUUUUAGCUCUCGAGAGAUUCCGCCAUGGAUGUCGCUUCUGCUCGGGGCAUCAUCUCUUCACAUCCUCCAUAUUAUAGUAAACCCAUCUGUUCAUCACAGUCAUCGUUGAUUCGGAUUCCGAUCAAUAAAGGAUGUCUCUUUGGUCGUGUUUUUAGCUUGAGUGCUACUUCCCUUCAUGGUAAGGCCCCUCAGAGAGGGGAAACAAGGCGUAGUGUUGGUGUACAAUGCUCUAUAAGAUGUGACCCUUUCAAAGUUCAUGAUAAGAAGAACUCACGGAGGUUAUUAAGUGUGAGGUCGGAUCUUUCAGGAGCUGCUGCAACCCCUGAAUCUACUACUUAUCCAGAACCAGAGAUUAAGUUGAGCUCAAGACUCAGAGGGAUAUGCUUUUGCCUCGUCGCUGGCGUUUCCGCCAUUCUUCUCAUCGUCCUGAUGAUCAUUGGCCAUCCUUUCGUCCUUCUCUUCGACCGCUACAGGAGAAAGUUCCAUCACUUCGUUGCUAAACUCUGGGCUUCAAUAAGCAUCUACCCGUUCUACAAAACCGACAUCCAAGGUCUGGAGAAUCUGCCGUCAUCCGACACUCCUUGUGUAUAUGUUUCAAACCACCAGAGUUUUCUGGAUAUAUACACGCUUCUCAGCCUUGGCCAAAGCUAUAAGUUCAUCAGCAAGACGGGGAUAUUCGUUAUUCCUGUCAUCGGUUGGGCCAUGUCCAUGAUGGGCGUUGUUCCCUUGAAGCGGAUGGACCCAAGAAGCCAAGUGGAUUGCUUGAAACGAUGCAUGGAGCUAGUGAAGAAGGGAGCAUCUGUGUUUUUCUUCCCGGAAGGAACGCGGAGUAAGGAUGGUCGGUUAGGUGCUUUCAAGAAAGGUGCGUUUACGGUAGCAGCUAAGACAGGAGUUCCAGUAGUGCCAAUAACGCUGAUGGGAACAGGGAAGAUCAUGCCUACGGGUAGUGAAGGUAUACUGAAUCAUGGGAAUGUGAGAGUGAUCAUCCACAAGCCGAUAUACGGAAGCAAAGCUGAUGUUCUUUGUGACGAGGCCAGGAACAAGAUAGCGGAAUCUAUGAAUCUCUUGAGCUGAAACCUUGUUUUUACUUGUUUUUUUAAUCAGUGGCUCUGAUGAAACAAUGAGAAAGGCUAUGUCAAUUUUUACAUGUGGAAGAACAAAACAUGUUCGGAAUUAUUGUUUUAAAAAUAAAAUUAGGCUUUUCUA
This is a messenger RNA of Raphanus sativus (radish), 1271 nucleotides long. Its product is annotated as 1-acyl-sn-glycerol-3-phosphate acyltransferase BAT2, chloroplastic. Gene Ontology annotation, biological process: phosphatidic acid biosynthetic process. The transcript has 7 exons. Gene Ontology annotation, molecular function: 1-acylglycerol-3-phosphate O-acyltransferase activity. The coding region runs from base 90 to 1139 and encodes 349 amino acids. The record is from RefSeq and is a predicted model, not a curated record. Gene Ontology annotation, cellular component: membrane. Lineage: Eukaryota; Viridiplantae; Streptophyta; Magnoliopsida; Brassicales; Brassicaceae.